Molecule: messenger RNA, 2721 nt
Organism: Alternaria rosae
Lineage: Eukaryota; Fungi; Ascomycota; Dothideomycetes; Pleosporales; Pleosporaceae
Product: leucyl-tRNA synthetase
Exons: 3
Coding region: 1-2721 (906 amino acids)
Biological process (GO): mitochondrial translation; leucyl-tRNA aminoacylation
Cellular component (GO): mitochondrion
Molecular function (GO): aminoacyl-tRNA deacylase activity; ATP binding; leucine-tRNA ligase activity
Source: RefSeq, a predicted model, not a curated record
AUGUUCCCAUACCCCUCCGGUACCCUCCAUCUUGGCCACUUGCGAGUAUACACGAUAUCCGAUGUUCUCUCCCGAUACAAGCAUAUGCAAGGCUACAAGGUCCUACAUCCUAUAGGCUGGGAUGCGUUCGGUUUACCAGCUGAGAACGCAGCCAUCGAGCGAGGAGUACACCCGGAGAAAUGGACGCUACAGAAUAUCGAGGCUAUGAAGAGUCAGAUGAAGGAAAUGGGUGGACGUUGGGACUGGGACGCUGAGAUACGAACUUGCGAUCCCCAUUUCUACAAACACACCCAGCGCAUCUUCCUCAUGCUCCAUGAGCGCGGCCUAGCCUAUCAAGCCAAAUCCCUCGUAAAUUACGAUCCCGUCGAUAAAACUGUCCUCGCAAACGAACAAGUAGACGCCAAUGGCUGCUCGUGGCGCUCCGGUGCAAAGGUCGAGAAGGUGAUGCUGAAGCAAUGGUUUCUGAAGAUCAAGGAGUUUCAAGAACCCUUGCUAAAGGACCUGGACGCUCUUGCACGAGACGGCAGGUGGCCUGAGAAGGUCCUUGCCAUGCAGAGGAACUGGAUUGGCAAGUCUGAAGGCGCGCAACUUUGGUUCGAUAUCGUCUCGACCGAUAGUGAAAUGCGCUUCAAGCCGGUCGAUGUCUUUACUACCAGAGCUGACACGCUUUUCGGAGUCCAGUAUAUCGCUCUUUCGUUGCGUCACCCGAUCGUCCAGCAAUUAGCCAUCGAGGAUGCAGAGCUUCGCGCCUUCAUAGAGCGAGCAAAGGACCUUCCUUCGGACACUAAGGAGGGAUUCAAGCUGCGGAAGAUUGUAGCGCGCAAUCCCCUCGCCCAUGUUCAAGGCUCUACAGGACCCUCUGUACCUGUAUAUGUGGCUCCAUACGUUUUGGACGACUAUGGCUCUGGCGCUGUAAUGGGCGUACCAGGUCACGACACCCGGGACCAUGCCUUCUGGCGGAAGAACGUCGGUGAUGAGCCAGUCAGAGUCGUCGUAUCUGCUAAGAAAGGCUCUUUACCUUUGCCGCUUGUACCGCAUAGUGGUGAAGACGUACCUAUGACCGAAAAAGGCUUUGUUGCUACAGACAUAGAGCGCUUCGGGGGCAUGACCUCAAAGCAAGCCGCAAAUGCGGUCGUACAAGCGAUUCUCGAUACUGGAAAGCCGGCUGAAAAGAAAGCAAAUUGGCGACUCCGUGAUUGGUUGAUAAGUCGGCAGCGCUACUGGGGUGCGCCUAUCCCAAUCAUCCACUGCAAAUCUUGCGGUGCUGUUCCUGUGCCUGAGAAGGACCUUCCAGUUGAGCUACCAAAUCUACCCGACAGCUUCUUCGAAGGUCGCAAAGGGAACCCGUUAGCAGAAGAUGAGAACUGGAAGAAGACCUCUUGUCCGAAGUGCGGCUCGGCUGCUGAGCGCGAAACUGAUACUAUGGACACUUUCAUGGACUCGUCAUGGUACUUCUUCAGGUUCUUAGAUCCAAAGAACGAGCACGUCUUGGUCGACCCGACGAAGACCAAUACCCGCAUGCCAGUUGACCUCUAUGUCGGCGGCGUCGAACACGCAAUCCUCCAUCUUCUAUACGCGCGCUUCAUCUCCAAGUUUCUGGCUACCACUCCAACAUGGCCGAAGGGCUACCUAACGAAUGGCGAGCCUUUCACGCGUCUCAUCACGCAAGGCAUGGUUCACGGAGAGACAUUUACAGACCCCGAAAAUGGUCGCUUCCUGCGCCCAGAGGAAGUCGACUUGACCAACCCUUCCAAGCCCGUCAUCAAGGCCAGUGGAGUUACUCCAAACGUUAGCUUCGAGAAGAUGUCGAAGAGCAAAUAUAAUGGUGUGGACCCAGGUGCUACUAUUGCCAAGUACGGCGCAGACGCCACGCGUGCGCAUAUGCUUUUCCAAGCACCCAUCAGUGACGUGCUCGAGUGGGAUGAGAAAAAGAUCACUGGCGUACAAAGAUGGUUACAUCGAGUCAUCAAGCUGUCGACUACACCAUGGAUACCUGAUGAUGUGAUGGACAAGUUCAUUAUACCCACACAGGUUGACAGUAAACUCCUCAGUAUCCUACAACAUGCUUCGACAAACCGCGAAUCUGAGAACGCCACACGUGAAGACUUGGUGUCUACCCUCAAACCAGAUGAGGCUCAGCUUUGGAUUAAGACACAGCAUACCGUUGUCAGUGUCACAGAAUCGUACUCGCAAACAUACUCCCUCAACACCAUCGUCAGCGAUCUAAUGACGCUUACAAACACUAUCUGGGACACGCCGCAUGCGUCUCCCGUCACACCAAUUCUCAAAUGGUAUUCCAUGGCCCACCUUGUUCGCAUGCUCGCCCCAAUUGCUCCUGGUGUCUCCGAGGAAGCCUGGCACCAACUGAACACAUGCACCACAGUACAGACAAGCGACAGCGGCGUCUCAACAGUCUUUGCGACAGGCUUCCCAAUCGCAGAUCUCGCCAUCAUACCGCUCCUCACCACAACGCGCAAAUGCGUUGUUCAAAUCGACGGCAAACGCAAGUUCGACUUUGUGCUGAGUGAGUUGGUACAGACCCCAGAAGGGAGGGAGUGGUUCGAUAGACAGACAGGGAAGAUCUGGAAAUUGAGUGCGACGGAGGAAGAGAGCGAGGAGUUUAGCAUCGUUCCUGCGGGAUGGAAGGUCAUUGCCGUUAAUGGCGGUGCGCUAUGCAAUUUUGUUGGGCCGAAGAAGCCUAAGAUGGACAAGGGUAGAUGA